CCCCAGAAAUUAAAGAGAAACAAGUUGUGGCAGAGAAUACGGUUGCAAGAAAAAUGUUCUUUGAGCUGAAACUCACAGUAGCUGCGUAUGGGUUUUAAUUCUUUGCGCAUGGGGUAGCAGUGGCACGGCACCGUUCAAGAGAUUUGCUUUUUGUAUUAAAUCUGUUUGAGAAACAAGAACACAGAAAUGGCUCCAACUCUUGCAGCAACAACAUAUCCCCUCAGUUCUGGAAUUUCCAGUUCCAUCAAGAAAAUCUUCAAGCCUUGCACCGACUCUAAUUCAAAAUCUUUUCAAUCCAGGUGUCAUGCCGUAGUGCCAUCUCAAGAGGCUGCAUUAAGUCGCCGGCAUGUUAUACGGCGUAGUAGUGCCUCAAUUGUUGCUAUUUUGACCUUCGACUGUAGGUUAACCCCAUUACCAGCGCAAGCUGAAGAUAAAUCUGAUGGAAAGGAUGAGAAGGAUGAAGGAGUUGUUGGGGCAAUUAAGUCACUGUUCGAUCCAAAUGAGAAAACAAAAUCCGGGAAAGUUUUGCCAAAAGCUUACUUGAAAUCAGCAAGAGAGUUGGUUAAGUCAUUGCGUGACUCAUUGAAGGAAGAUCCCAAAGAUAUAGCUAAAUUUAGGAGGAAUGCGGAUGCAGCAAAGGAGUCUAUUAGAGACUAUUUGAGCAAUUGGAGGGGCCAAAAGAGCUUGGCUAGUGAGGAAUCAUAUGCUGAGCUAGAGAAAGCAAUCAGAUCUUUGGCAAGCUUCUACUCAAGAGCAGGCCCAUCUGCUCCUCUUCCAGAAGAGGUUAAGUCUGAAAUAUUAAAUGAUUUAGAUACAGCUGAAGAAUUUUUGUAAUUGCCUGAACAUUUUUCCCUAUUGUAUAAUUCUACUUGUCCAGUACCUUUCAGCAGAAAAAUCACAGGAAAUUUUGAAAAUCUA
This is a messenger RNA of Mangifera indica (mango), 918 nucleotides long. Its product is annotated as photosystem II D1 precursor processing protein PSB27-H2, chloroplastic. The coding region runs from base 187 to 834 and encodes 215 amino acids. The record is from RefSeq and is a predicted model, not a curated record. Lineage: Eukaryota; Viridiplantae; Streptophyta; Magnoliopsida; Sapindales; Anacardiaceae. Gene Ontology annotation, cellular component: chloroplast thylakoid lumen; photosystem II. Gene Ontology annotation, biological process: photosystem II repair; photosystem II assembly. The transcript is spliced from 2 exons.